This is a messenger RNA of Aspergillus ochraceoroseus IBT 24754, 2568 nucleotides long. RefSeq names its product 6-phosphogluconate dehydrogenase, decarboxylating. The record is from RefSeq and is a predicted model, not a curated record. The coding region runs from base 1 to 2568 and encodes 855 amino acids. Gene Ontology annotation, molecular function: NADP binding; phosphogluconate dehydrogenase (decarboxylating) activity; S-methyl-5-thioadenosine phosphorylase activity. Gene Ontology annotation, biological process: pentose-phosphate shunt, oxidative branch; nucleoside metabolic process; pentose-phosphate shunt. Lineage: Eukaryota; Fungi; Ascomycota; Eurotiomycetes; Eurotiales; Aspergillaceae. Gene Ontology annotation, cellular component: cytosol. The transcript is spliced from 5 exons.
AUGUCGCUCUCGCUCUCGCUCUCCAGAGAAGAGACGUUGCAGAGAUUCAAGCGCAUCGGCAUCGUUGGAGCCGGGAACAUGGGGUCCAUGAUGGCGCUCGCCUUUGCAGAGCUAGGACUGGAUGUCUCCGUUUGGGACGUGGAUGGGAAGAAUAUCAGCCGCGUCUCGAAAACCGCCGGGUAUCUAGGUCGAGUCGCGGGGUACGACGAUAUGCGCGAGUUCGUGGCGAGUCUCAAAGGCCAGGGCGGCGAGAGGAAAGUGUUCCUGUUCUCGAUGACGCAUGGAUCCCCGGCGGAUUCGGUACUGGGCAUGCUGAUGAAGAUGGAGAGCGGCGAUGGGCUGCGGUAUGGGGAUGUCAUUCUCGACGCGGGCAAGCGGAGGCAGAUCGAGUGUGCGCGGAUCGGGGUUUACUGGGUUGGAAUGGGGGUGUCCGGGGGGUAUCGGGCGGCGCGACGGGGUCCGAGUUUGUCUCCUGGGGGGGAUGAGAGGGCGCUGGAGAUCCUCAUGCCGCUGCUGGAACUAUACGCUGCGAAGGAUGCCGCGACGGGGCUUCCUUGCGUGGCGAGGAUUGGGCCCGGCGGGUCGGGGCAUUUUGUGAAGAUGGUUCAUAAUGGGAUUGAGGGUGGCAUGUUGUCGACGCUUGCGGAGGCGUGGUCUCUGCUUCAUUACGGGCGGGGGUUCGAUUACGAAAGGAUUGCGGAUGCAUUUGACGAGUGGAAUAAGGACGGGGAGCUGCGGAAUAACUACCUGCUGGAAAUCGGGGCUGAUAUGCUGCGCACCAAGAAAUCGCGCGAAGGAGACAGCCGAGGCGACACGGCAAUGGGUGGGUAUCAUGAAUAUGUUCUGGACGAUGUCCUCGAUGAAGUGAUUCAAGAUUAUGACAAUACUGAGGGCACCCCGUACUGGUCGAUCACGGAAUCGGCCUCGCGACAUAUAUCUGCUCCCACGCUCGCUGCGGCGCAUUAUCUACGUAUCGCCAACGGCAACCAGGAGGAGCGUUUAGAGGCGGCCAAGAAACUACGCAUUCCGAGUCCUUCACUGAUGCGGGAAAUGCCAGACGAGAAGGAAUUUGUCGAGCAUCUGCGCCGAGCAGUGUACGCUUCAUUCCUGGCCUCUUUCUGUCAAGGUCUGGAGCUGAUCGCCCACGGUUCCGAGGAUGAAGGUUGGAACAUCGACUUGGGAAAAUGCCUCCAAAUUUGGCGCGCGGGCUGUAUCAUCCGGUCCGAGGGCAUCGCGGAUCUGUUGCAGCCGGUCCUCUCCAAGAACCGGACUUUGAAGAACAUGAAGUUCAUCGAUACAGUCGCGGUAGAGUUGGAGAGGAACUUCCAUUCUCUGAAGAAAGUCAUCAUGGCUGGAAUCGACUCUGACCAUUACCUCCCGGCGAUGUCCUCGACGUUGGAAUACUUGAAAUAUGAAGGGGGGACGACUCUUCCCACGAAGUUUAUGGAGGCCCAGAUGAACUUUUUUGGGGCCCAUGGGUAUAAAAAGCGCGAAGAUGGGGGAGACGAUGCAAGCUUGAGACACUCACUCACUCACUCCCCGGUGGAUGCUGAAAGGACCCUCUCUUCGCUUUCUUUCUACUCGUACUACGACCCGACCACUCCGGGAGAAUCGAAUCUGCCAAACAACUCGCCCGAAGAAUGGCUGUCCUUCCAUCCGAAACCCGUCCGCAUCGCCGUCAUCGGUGGAACGGGUCUCCGCGAACUUCCUGGCUUCACUCAGGUUGCGUCGCUCUCCAUCUCCACCCCAUGGGGCGAGCCCUCCUCGCCGAUCACGAUCCUGCACCACCAGUGCUCUCAUAACAACAAGACCGUCGCGAUUGCCUUCCUCAGCCGCCACGGAUCGCACCACCAGAUCGCGCCUCAUGAAGUCCCUGCCCGCGCCAACAUCGCGGCUCUGCGCUCGAUCGGUGUGCGCACCAUCAUUGCCUUCUCCGCUGUCGGCAGCUUGCAGGAGGAGAUCAAGCCCCGCGAUUUCGUCGUUCCCGACCAGGUCAUCGACCGCACCAAGGGUAUCCGGCCCUUUACCUUCUUUGAAAAGGGAGUGGUCGUGCAUGUUCCCUUUGGAGAUCCCUUUGACGAGGGUGUCGCCAAGGUGGUGAGAGCUUGCGGACACAGUUUGGAAGGAGAGGGUGUGAAGUUGCAUGACCGUGGCACUCUGAUUUGCAUGGAGGGACCUCAGUUCUCCACCCGUGCGGAGAGCAACCUCUACCGCUCUUGGGGUGGCAGCGUAAUCAACAUGUCCUGCCUACCCGAGGCCAAGCUCGCACGCGAAGCUGAAAUCGCGUACCAGAUGAUCUGCAUGUCCACCGACUAUGAUUGCUGGCAUGAGUCUACGGCCGAUGUCACCGUUGAAAUGGUGAUGGGCAACAUGAAGUCCAACGCGGUGAACGCCAAGCACUUUGUCACUGCUGUUCUUGACGAACUGGCGGCGGACCACAACUCGGAUCUGGUCCAGGCGAAGCACUACGCGGGAUCGGUCAAGUUCGGGCUCAGCACUGCGCAGACCAACUGGAGCCCGGAGGCGCGGGAAAAGAUGAACUGGCUUUUCCCUGGUUAUUUUGAAUAG